Molecule: messenger RNA, 2350 nt
Organism: Setaria italica (foxtail millet)
Lineage: Eukaryota; Viridiplantae; Streptophyta; Magnoliopsida; Poales; Poaceae
Product: probable ADP-ribosylation factor GTPase-activating protein AGD11
Exons: 9
Coding region: 480-2087 (535 amino acids)
Molecular function (GO): GTPase activator activity; phospholipid binding
Source: RefSeq, a predicted model, not a curated record
UCCCUCGAACAAAUCAUUGCGGUGAUGAUCUCCACGUCCCCGAUGAUGGACGCCCACAAUCUCGUCCCAGAUGACCAUUGACUUGUACGGCCGAUCCACCCUGUGGCCUUGUAUUCGAUUCCAACCCAAUACCGAGCGAUUCCAGCGAGCCACCGCUCCUUCCUUCCCCAGCCUAGCAUCGCAGGCCCUCCGCGCACGUCCAGGUAUCGCAACCGCGCCUCUCUUCCUUGGUUCCUCCUCGUCCCUGCCAGGAGUGGUGAUCGAUCCGGACCUAGCUGCAUCCGUUUCUCCCUUCUGUUCGGCAGAAUCGCGGCAUUGCCGUGAACCCUGAAGUCUGCAUUUCUUCCUGGGAUGGACACCCUUGUUCAUCCGAUCUGUCUCGGAUUUCUUUGCUGAUCGCCCGCGCUAAAGCCGCCCGCCCCUGGGUACGAGGACGAUGUAGAGGAGCACAAGAGCAGGAGCGCGGCUUUGGGGACAAAAUGGAGGGGCGUAAUCCCGCGCAGAGAUUUGUUGAUAGCCCAAAGCCAUACAACAGAAGGAACGUGUUUGGAAAGCCAACAAGGCUGGAUUCUAACGACCAUGGCCAUCGCCAAGGCCUGAGAGCCUGUGGAAUGCCAACCAGGAUGGGUUCUGAUGGCCAUGCCGAUCGCCAAGGGUUGAAAGCCAGUGAAUUGGGAGCCAAGAUGGAUGCUGAUGACUAUGGCGAUCGUCAAGGAUUGAAAGCCUGUGAAUUGGCGGCCAAGAUGGAUGCUGAUGACUACUGCGACCGUCAAGGCUUGAAAGCCUCUGGAUUGGGGACCAGGGUGGAUACCAAGGACCAUGGCGAUUGUCAAGGCUUGAAAGCCUGUGGAUUGGGGACCAGGAUGGAUGCUAAUGACCAUGCCGAUCGACAAGGCUUGAAAGCCUGUGGAUUUCCAACCACGAUGGAUGCUAAUGAAUGUGGCGCUAGCCAAGGCCCGAAAGCUUGUGCAAUGGCAACCAGGACGGAUGCUAAAGACCAUUGUGAUCAUCAAGGUUCGAAAGUUUGUGGAAUGCCAACCAAGCCAGAUGAUAGUGACCAUUGCAGUCACCAAGCUCCGAUGAAGCCAGCUGAGAGAUUAGAUCAUCUUCUGAACCAACCAGCAAACAAAUGUUGUGCUGACUGCGGUGCUCAAGAUCCAAAAUGGGUAUCAAUGACUUUUGGUGUUUUCAUUUGCAUCAAGUGUUCAGGAGCUCAUAGAAGUCUUGGAGUACACAUAUCCAAGGUGGUUUCAGUGAAGCUAGAUGAGUGGACAGAUGAGCAAGUUGAUCUUUUGGCAGAUUCAGGUGGGAAUGCUGCAGUAAACAUGAUAUACGAGGCAUUUAUCCCUGAAAAUUACACGAAGCCAAGGCAAGAUUGUUCAGCAGAGGAGCGCAGCGACUUUAUUAGGCGAAAAUACGAGGUUCAACAAUUUUUGUCUAACCCGCAGCUUUCAUGCGCUCCACGACGCAACGACAAACAAAAUCACCACCACCACCAUAGUGGAUCUAGUCGACAUGGUUUAGGCCAUUCUUUCAAGAACAGCUGGAGGAGAAAAGAACAUGAGCCCAAAGCAGUAAAGAAAACAAUGGAGAUGGGUAUGGUAGAAUUCGUUGGAUUAAUUAAGGUUGAUGUCAUAAGAGGCACAAAUCUAGCUAUUCGUGAUGUGAUGUCAAGCGAUCCUUAUGUUAUUAUUAACCUAGGACACCAGUCCAUGAAAACGAAGGUGAUAAAGAGCAGCUUGAAUCCUGUAUGGAAUGAAAGGCUUAUGCUAUCGAUACCUGACCCAGUACCGCUGCUUAAACUACAAGUCUAUGACAAGGACACGUUCACCACCGAUGACCGGAUGGGAGAGGCUGAAAUCAACAUCGAGCCACUGGUUGCUGCUGCUAGAGCCUAUGAGGCUUCGACUAUCACAGAUACUGCACAGCUUAACAAAUGGAUGGCAAAAGAUGGCAUCUGGAUCCCCAGGGAUAGCACCAUCUCCAUCAUCAAUGGCAAGGUGAAGCAGGUGGUCACUGUCAGGCUUCAGAAUGUUGAGCGUGGCCACCUUGAGAUGGAGCUCGAGUGCGUCCCUCUCACUCAAUAACUGUCUGCAGAAACGAGUUUCCAGCAUUCUGCAGCACCAAGUAGGUACACAAACAAGAAUUCAACCAUACUUUCAAGGUUUCCAUGUAUCGAUUAUAGCUGUAUAAUUGGAAAAGGAUAUAGGAUGUAAGUUGUGACCUGUCCUGGGGAAUGAUUGAAGACCAUUUCAGCACGGCCUUGCUUGGUUUCAGGCUUGUUUGGUAGAAGUCCAGCUUCACUUGAUUUGUGUGCCUCAUGAGCCUCUGUUUGUAACAACCAUCAAAA